Coffea arabica (coffee) is the source of this 369-nucleotide messenger RNA. The record is from the annotation of a RefSeq genome assembly. NCBI's taxonomy places the organism in Eukaryota, Viridiplantae, Streptophyta, Magnoliopsida, Gentianales, Rubiaceae.
AUGAUUCAACCUCAAACCCAUUUAAAUGUAGCAGAUAACAGCGGGGCUCGAGAAUUGAUGUGUAUUCGAAUCAUAGGAGCUAGCAAUCGUCGAUAUGCUCAUAUUGGUGAUGUUAUUGUUGCUGUGAUCAAAGAAGCAGUACCAAAUAUGCCCCUAGAAAGGUCAGAAGUCGUCAGAGCUGUAAUUGUGCGUACCUGUAAAGAACUCAAACGUGACAAUGGUAUGAUAAUACGAUAUGAUGACAACGCUGCAGUUGUUAUUGACCAAGAAGGAAAUCCAAAAGGAACUCGAAUUUUUGGCGCGAUCGCCCGGGAGUUGAGACAAUUAAAUUUUACUAAAAUAGUCUCAUUAGCUCCCGAGGUAUUAUAA